Molecule: messenger RNA, 1242 nt
Organism: Leptosia nina
Lineage: Eukaryota; Metazoa; Arthropoda; Insecta; Lepidoptera; Pieridae
Source: the annotation of a GenBank genome assembly
AUGUCGAUUCCCCACAACGGCGAUUACUUAUCUUUCGGCGACAGAAAUGUUGGUCUCACAACAGUCAACAACUGGUUGAAACACAACAGUGAAGUGCUAAAAGGAGACAUAAUCGGUAUCACCGACGACAACACGUCUGUUACCAAAAACUGCAUUGUCAAGGUAAACCAAACUUCUUGCAACGAUUUUAGCGACAGCACAGACCAGUUAAAACAUAGAGCCAGACAUGUGAACUACUGGAGAUCCGAACUCGAGAGAGCCAUAAAGGAUAUCGACGCUGAAAUCAUAGUUCUCGAAGCUUUAAGACAACAAUUGAAAAACGCUAUGGACACCCUUAAGAUACCGGAAUAUAUCACGGAAGAGUGUCUAGAUUUGAGACGUUAUAGAAUGCAAUCGGAUACCGUUUACGACGAACCGCAAGACGCUCUGUUCAAAGAAUCCGUUUUAAUACAAAACGUUAAAAGACUGCACCAAGACAUGCUAAGAGACAUUGAAAGUCAGAUGAGGACGAACGUGGCAGCGAAAGACUCUCUAGAAUGCGAUUGGAGUGAUAAAUACCUGGCUUUUAAUUACGAAAGACACAAUUCUAACUUAGCUACCAAAUCCGUUAAUGUCAAAGACUCAGCGGGUGCAACUAGAUUAUCAGACGGCCAAUCCGACGUACAACUGUGGGAACGACACACGAUCAAUGCACUGAGACAGUUCAAAAGCGCGAUAGAUAAAAGCAAAGAGCUGCGGGAAAAGGUAGAUGCAGCCCUAAUUAACUCCGCUAGGGAUUUGAGGACUAAUGACAUUGCUGUAAAUAAGGCGUUAAGCGAAAGAAUCGCGCGCACGGACCAAGUAAGAAUUGAAUUGGAGAAUCAACUGAAACUGACGCUGGAGAAGAUAGUUGAGACGGAGAACAUUUUGGAAACGCUGCAUGAGGAAAUGUUGAAGGUAACGCAGCGGAUUCAGGUGGCUCAAACGCGGUUAAAUGUCAAGAAUUGUAGGCCAAACGUUGAGAAUUGUCGGGAAGGUUCAUUGAUAGCAUUAAUAGAGGAAAUACGAGAUCUAAAUAACAGUAUGAGUCUGUUGCAACAGAGACGUCUGGAGACAGAAAAAUUACGAGCGAAACUAAUACACGAAAGAUCGUUACUGGAGAACGAGAUCGUUGUUAAAAAGAAGACAUUGUAUAUCGAUGAUAAGAGAUGCUUGUACUUGAGAUCGCAUUUUCAAUCUGCUGAAAAACUUUGCGGGUUCUAA